AACUAGUCCUGCUUGUCAGCACAUGCAAUCCACUUUCUACAACAAAAUCGACUUUGGACCCCAAAUUUACCUCACCCACAAGAAAAGCACAGCCCACCCCCCAUAAAUUUCAUACCCUCCCCUUCCUCGUCCCCUCCCUUUCUCGUUUUCUCUCAUCCCUCCCUCCCUCUUAUAGUCUUUCUUUUAGACCAAAUCACCACUCUCUCAUUUUCCACACACAAACUAGUCCCAUGGACCAAAUAAUCAAAUCACUCUUCAAUUUAUAUUAUCAUCACAUUAGCUAGCUAUAUCUCAUAUCCUUCAAAACCUAGCUCCUUACCCUAGUUCCUCACCCUACCCUACAUAUUAACACCACCAUCAUCACCAUGCCAUCCAAGAUGCCAACACCAACACCUUGAUCAAAUUCAAUAUCAAGGUUUUAAAAACUGAUUUUAGUUGCAAAGUCAAGGUUUUUGAGGUCUAUGCAACCAGAACCGAUUGCAUCAGUCGCAUUUAUCUGCAAUAUCAAAGAUUACAACAAAACUGUAACUGUGACCGUAAUUUAAAACCUUUCUGACUACUUAUCAUUGUUGUAAUAGCAUAUCCCCAGAGAUGAGAACUGGAAGCUGCGCCGUGCAACAGGGUCUAACCCCGGAGGCCGCGAGCAUAGUGAAGCAAGCCGUGACGCUGGCGAAGCGUCGCGGCCAUGCACAGGUGACGCCCCUCCACGUGGCGAACACCAUGCUCUCCAUCACCAACGGUCUUCUGAGAACCGCGUGUCUCCAAUCCCACUCCCACCCUCUCCAGUGCAAGGCCUUGGAGCUUUGCUUCAACGUUGCCCUGAAUCGCUUACCGGCUUCGACUUCUUCUAGCCCCAUGUUGCAAGGCUCUCACCACCACCACUCUCACGCGUGCCCCUCCAUCUCAAACGCUUUGGUUGCAGCGUUCAAACGCGCUCAAGCCCACCAGCGACGUGGAUCCGUCGAGAAUCAGCAACAACCUCUCUUGGCAGUUAAAAUAAAACUCGAGCAACUCAUUAUUUCGAUCUUGGAUGACCCUAGUGUUAGCCGAGUCAUGAGAGAAGCUGGUUUCUCUAGCACCCAAGUUAAAAGCAACGUUGAACAAGCUGUUUCUUUGGAAAUAUGCUCUCAGGAUAAUGGUAGUGGUAAAAAUAACAACAAUAGUAAUAAGGCAAAGGAAAACAAUAGCAGUGGAGAGAAAGGGUCGGUGUUGGAUCCUAUUAGGGUUGAGGAUGUUGCUAGUGUUAUUGAAAAUUUGGGGAGUGAGAGAAAGAGAAGUGUUGUGAUUGUGGGAGAGUGUGUUACUAGUCUUGAAGGUGUAGUUAGGGGAGUGAUGGAAAAAGUUGAUAAAGGGGAUGUUGGUGAUGAGUGUACUCUUAGGGGUGUUAAGUUUAUCUCUCUUUCUCUUUCUUCUUUUGGGAAUGUUUCGAGAGUGGAGGUGGAGCAAAAGGUGGGGGAGCUUAGGAGUCUUGUGAAGGCAAGUGAACAUAGCAAAGGGUAUGUUUUGUAUUUGGGGGAUCUCAAAUGGGUGUUUGAUUUUAGGGCUCGUGGAUCACAAGGGGGAGGGUGUUAUUGUCCUGUGGAUCACAUGGUAGUAGAGAUUGGGAAGCUUGUGAAUGGGGUUGAAGAGAAUGGUGCAAGGUUUUGGGUGAUGGGUGUUGCCACUUUUCAAGCUUACAUGAGAUGCAAAAAUGGCCAGCCAUCGUUGGAGACUCUUUGGGGUCUUCAUCCUAUCACUAUUCCUGCGGGGAGCUUGCGCUUGAGUCUCAUCACUGACAGUGGUGUACAAAACCAGCCCACAAACGAGAAAGCUGACAACAGAACUACCUGGCUCUUACUUGAAGGAGUGGGGGAUGAUCACAAACAACAACCUUGCUUCGCGGAACCUUCCACCAAGAAUGAGACCACCGAAGUUCGAAGCUUGCAAAGCAGUAGUACUUGUAAUAGUGACUCAAGUUCAACCCUUCCUGCAUGGCUCCAACAGUACAAAAAUGAGAAUAAAGGAAUCACCCAUAAUGAUCAGAACUGUGUCCCAGUGGGAGAGCUUUGCAAAAAGUGGAACUCUAUGUGUAGUUCAAUCCAAAAGCAACCUUAUCCUUCCGACAAAACCCUCUCAUUAUCCUCGGUGUCACCUUCUUCAUCAAACUCAAACUUCUCAUACGAACAGCAGCAUCCUAAUUUGCUCCAAACCCAUCACGAGUGGCAAGUGGGUGAACCACCCAAAGAUUCAUUGAACAACUACCAUUUCUGGAUCUCCAACAAUGGCACCAACAACAACACCAAUGAACCCACUUUGAGAGUGUACAUUCCAGAGAAUAACAAUAAGCAACCAUUCUCAUCACCAAAUCCAAGUUCAAACCCUAAUUCCACUUCUUCCAGUGACAUCAUGGAAGUGGAGCACGUGAGAGAGUUCAAAGAGUUAAACACGGAGAAUCUGAAAACACUGUGCAAUGCUUUGGAGAAAAAAGUGCCGUGGCAGAAAGACAUAAUACCCGAAAUUGCGAGCACCCUUUUGCAAUGCCGUUCUGGCAUGGUGAGAAGAAAAGGGAAAGUGAUGAGAAACAGUGAAGAAGUGAAAGAAGAGACGUGGUUGUUCUUCCAAGGUGUUGAUGUUGAAGCCAAGGAGAAAAUAGCAAGAGAACUAGCUAGACUUGUUUUUGGGUCCCAAAACGACGUCGUUUCGAUUGCACUUAGCACUUUUGCUUCAACAAGAGCAGAUUCUACUGAAGAUUAUAGCAGGAACAAAAGAUCAAGAGAAGAAACAAGUUGCAGUUACAUUGAGAGGUUCGCAGAAGCAAUGGCUUGUAACCCUCACAGAGUGUUUCUUGUUGAAGAUAUAGAGCAAGCAGAUUAUUGUUCUCAACUUGGUUUCAAAAGGGCCAUUGAGAGGGGAAGGGUUGCGGAUUCAAAAGGCGAAGAGGUUGCACUUUGCGAUGCUAUCAUCAUUCUAAGCUGUGAAAGUUUCAGUUCUAGGUCAAGGGCUUGUUCUCCGUCGGUCAAACAAAAACCGCUGACUGAGGAAGAAAAGAAUGGUGGUGACAUGGUUGCAACUUUGGAGGUGACAAGUCCUUGUGUUUCUUUGGAUUUGAAUAUUUCCAUUGAUGAUGAAAACGAGGUUGAGGAUAGGUCAGUGGAUGAAAUUGGGCUUCUUGAAUCAGUAGACAAAAAGGUUAUCUUCAACUUUCAGGAAUUGUGAUGAGGAGAAGAAUUUCGAGAUUCAAGAACAGCUAUUUUUUUCUUCCCUUUUUUAGUUUAGGGUUCUUUUAAUUCUCUUUAUUCAUCAUGUCUUUGUAUUCUCAGGCAUUUGCUAGGGCUAGCUAGGGAUGAAAGAAAUUGCGUGCCCUUCAACUUUAUUAUGUAACUAGAUAUGUAUAUUAUUACCAAGUAUAUCCAACUUUCUCUGUUACAGGAAUUUGAGACUUUCCAUCAAUUUAUUUUUUGCCCCUUCCAUUUGUA
Messenger RNA from Glycine soja, 3455 nucleotides. Its product is annotated as protein SMAX1-LIKE 3-like. Bases 592 to 3195 code for a protein of 867 amino acids. NCBI's taxonomy places the organism in Eukaryota, Viridiplantae, Streptophyta, Magnoliopsida, Fabales, Fabaceae. The transcript is spliced from 3 exons. The record is from RefSeq and is a predicted model, not a curated record.